This is a messenger RNA of Exaiptasia diaphana, 851 nucleotides long. RefSeq lists its product as uncharacterized. The record is from RefSeq and is a predicted model, not a curated record. Bases 64 to 669 code for a protein of 201 amino acids. Lineage: Eukaryota; Metazoa; Cnidaria; Anthozoa; Actiniaria; Aiptasiidae. The transcript has a single exon.
GUAUACUACAAGUCACGCGCGACAAAUCGUACCGUGUAAAUCAGCCUUUACAAGCGACGAAGUAUGAGAGAAAAUGAGGUCGAAAACAUUUAUGGUUUUCGUCGCUGCAUUAAGCUGUAUAUCAAAGAUGAAAAUGUGCUUAAAACUAAGAAUGAAGGUAAAAAAUUGAUUGAAACUUCGACAGAACUUUGGAAACGCAGACCUCUUGUCGACUCUUUGUUAAGCUAUUGUGCAGUCGAUACACUUGAACUGUUYAAACUGUUUAAGAAGUUGAGAAGUGACAACAACGAAGAGCUCACUCGACUGAGAGUUGCCUCAGAGCGAUACGUGGACAUGUAUCGUGGUAAAACCAAGAGGAAUUUUGACGAUUUUGAGACGAAUGCACACCUUCCCUUGGAUAUCAUUCCCGAAAAGGGAACGCUUACAUUUCCGUUGGCCACUACUCAGUGCGUCGAAUGCAAGCGACUUUUCCCACACGAAGAAUUUAGCAAAACACAAUUACGAAAGAGUGAGCAAAGAUGCAGAGUUUGUAAAGAGGUAAAACGUAGAAUUGAUGUWCAAAUUAACCGAGAAGAUAAUUGGRAACGUGAAUAYGAAGCUUCAAUGAAUGUCUGGGUUAGCGAUGACGACGAACCUGGGUAUGACUCGGGCUUCAGUUAUUUUUGGUGAUGUUGGACGACGUUUGUUUUGGUCUUCUCGUGGCUGUUCAUUUUAUCUUCAGAGGCUUCCCAAACUAUUAAGGAAUGGAAUUGAUUGUCAAAGGAGAACGUACGAUUGGCAUCAUGGCCGAUGAAGAGAGAGCGGAACAUACAUAUUUUAUUACAUUAUUAAUACAAUUAAGAAAGCAGUAU